AUGUUGUACACCAACGUGACAAAGAUAAAAGAUUUCUUCCUUCUUGGAUUUCCAGGACUUUUGCCAAAAUAUUAUGGACCUGUGUCUGCUUUUCUUUUUCUGCUUUUCUUGGCUAUAGCUGUGGGAAACGUCUUCAUUUUAGUGUUUAUUAUAUGUGAAAAAUCUCUUCACAAGCCCUCGUAUCUUAUCUUUUGCCACUUGGCAUUAACUGACUUAAUGUUUGGGACUGUAACUCUACCAAGGCUUGUGUCAAAAUAUUGGUUUAAUGACAACAUUGUUUCUUUUUACAAUUGUUUUGUACAAAUGUUUUUUGUUCAUUUUUUGGGUGCUUCUCAUUCUUUUAUUCUGAUGGUGAUGGCACUUGAUCGUUUUAUAGCGAUCUGUGCUCCACUGCGUUACACAUCACUGUUCACAAAAAACACAGCUUCUGUGCUUUGUGGAAUAUCUUGGUUGGUACCGGGAUCAUGGAUGGUUUUUAUUGUUUUAGAUGCUCUUACCCUCCCUUUUUGUAAUUCAAAUAUAAUAGUACAGUGCUACUGUGACCAUUAUUCGAUAGUAACCCUUGGAUGUGAGAAUGCACAAUCUUCUACAUUUCUUGGACUGAUAGGUGCAAUGGUUAGUUUGUUAUUGCCAAUUGGAUUUAUCAUCCUAUCUUAUUUUGUGAUCGUUGUUGCUGUUAUGAAAAUUUCUUCCUCAGAGGGCCGUCUCAAGACGCUGUCGACCUGCACACCACAGCUUCUCAUCACAGGUCUCUACUACUUGCCGAGAUGUUUUGUGUAUUUAGCAAAUUAUUUGGGCUACACUUUUAGCUUUUCCAUUCGAACUGUUGUCAUAAUGCUGUAUAGUCUUAUACCUGCUGCUGUCAACCCAAUAAUAUACUGCUUAAAAACAAAGGAUAUCAAAGAAAGUUUGAAAAGGAAAUUCCUCAAAAACAAGAGAGAGAGAAAGUUAGGCAUGCACACAACUAGACAGGGUCAUCACAAGACUGGACAUUGUGGUGGUUGA
Messenger RNA from Cololabis saira (Pacific saury), 1005 nucleotides. Its product is annotated as olfactory receptor 2AT4-like. The record is from RefSeq and is a predicted model, not a curated record. Gene Ontology annotation, cellular component: membrane. Gene Ontology annotation, biological process: G protein-coupled receptor signaling pathway. The transcript has 2 exons. Bases 1 to 1005 code for a protein of 334 amino acids. Gene Ontology annotation, molecular function: olfactory receptor activity; G protein-coupled receptor activity. NCBI's taxonomy places the organism in Eukaryota, Metazoa, Chordata, Actinopteri, Beloniformes, Belonidae.